This is a messenger RNA of Cryphonectria parasitica EP155, 1290 nucleotides long. RefSeq names its product family 25 glycosyltransferase. NCBI's taxonomy places the organism in Eukaryota, Fungi, Ascomycota, Sordariomycetes, Diaporthales, Cryphonectriaceae. Bases 1 to 1290 code for a protein of 429 amino acids. The record is from RefSeq and is a predicted model, not a curated record. The transcript has 2 exons.
AUGAUCCUCGUGCGCACACGGCUGAUCGCCACCGUCGCCGUCUCCAUAGCUGUCAUUAGCGCCUUCUACCUGCUCCGCCCAAACCGGCCUCUCCCGCUUUACUUCACAUCGUCCAUCCAGACCAAGUCCUCCACCACUACUUCGUCUCCGAACGAGAAACCCUACGGCCGGGACUACAGAGGCCACGCAGAGCCGGCAGAUAUCAACCGCGUGGCCAAUGGCACCCUUGGCUUCGGAAAGGUGUUUGUCGUCGGGCUGCCCGAGCGCACCGACAAGAGGGACGCCAUGACCCUGUCGUCGUCGCUGACUGGCUUCGACGUCGAGUGGGUGGACGGCGUGCGCGGAGAUAGCAUCCCGGACAAGGCUGUGCCCUUUGGCGUGAAUCGCAAGAAGCUGAUGGAGACAAACCUGGGCAGCUGGAGGGGACACAUGAACGCGAUCAGGAGGAUCGUUGAACAGAAUCUCGACUCUGCUCUGAUUAUGGAGGACGACAUGGACUGGGACGUCCGCCUCAAACCCCAGCUCGAGCUCCUCGCCUCCGGUGCCCGCGCCGUCAUGUCCUCCCUCCCCGAUGCCUUCUUCCCGACCGGCCGCCCAUCUACUGCCGCAUCCUCCUCCUCCUCCUCUCCCGACUCAGCUCCAAACAGUCCUUACGGCGACGACUGGGACAUCCUCUGGCUCGGUCACUGCGGCGAGCCCUUCCCUGAGGACCUGGUCGAGAACAAGGACCUCCCUCCCGAAGACCGAGGCCGCAAGGCCAUGGCCCGCAAAUGGACCAUCCUCAACGACGCCACCGUCCCGCCCUACGAUCAUCUUACCGGCAUCGUCGACUUCGCCGCCCACCCGGAGCACACGCGCUGGGUACACGUCACCGCCGCGCCCAUCUGCACGUUUGCCUAUGCCGUCAGCCUACACGGGGCCCGUAAGAUCCUCUACGACCUGAGCGUCGACAGGCUGUCUGGGCCGUUUGACAAUGCGCUGGCUUGGUUGUGCCGGCGGGCUGUGGGGAGCUGGGCCGGGCUUGGGCGGGGGGAGGACCCGAACACCCUGGGGGAUCGAGGGUUCGAUGCCAAGUGUUUGAGCAUUACACCGCCGCUGUUCUUUCAUCAUAAGGCGAAGGGACUCGUGAAUGCUGAUAGCGAUAUUCAAAACUAUGGUGGGGGUGGUGGCGGAGACAAUGAGAAGCCGCCUGAAAUUAGGGACAAGGGGAAGACGGAGAAUAUCAUGUGGAGUGCGAGGAUGAAUAUUGCUAACAUGAUUGCCGGCAGGGAGAUGGAGAGCCAGUUUUGA